Staurois parvus is the source of this 287-nucleotide messenger RNA. NCBI's taxonomy places the organism in Eukaryota, Metazoa, Chordata, Amphibia, Anura, Ranidae. The record is from the annotation of a GenBank genome assembly.
UACUGGCUCCUCCCCUUCAGUCUUGCACAGGUGUACUGGCUCCUCCCCUUCAGUCUUGCAUUGUACCUCUGAUGUCACUGCACACUGGGAGCUUCUCACAAUGUGCAUUAGAAACUGCAGCCAGUCAGAUAGAGCUCCGCCUCAUUUCCUGGCUGGAGGAUGUCCAGCAUCAUCUAGUUUUUUCCUCCAUGCCCCACCCCUUCAAUGAAUUCAGUUCUUCCAAUCAUGGAGGCUCAGAAUUCAAAGUAUUGUUACCUAUGGUGGUCUACAUGCAAAUACAGCCUGCC